AUGGUGGACUUGAGGGAUUCCAACGGGGUCGACUUUGCCUUCUAUCGCUACGACCCCAGCAUGGGCGGCGCCGUUAUUUUCGUCCUGCUUUUCAUAGGCACAACCGCGUAUCAUAUUUUUCGAAUAUUCAAGACUCACACAUGGUUUUUCUUUCCCUUUGUUAUCGGGGCAUCUAUUAUCGGAUAUAUCGGACGUGCCAUGUCCAGCAGGCAGAGCCCAGAUUGGACCCUCGGACCUUAUCUAGUGCAGACACUCUUUCUUUUGCUCGCGCCAGCUCUCCUAGCGGCCUUAAUAUACAUAUUUCUGGGUCGCAUUAUCCUGGUGUUACAGGCCGAAUCGCAUGCGUUGUUGAAAAAAAAGUGGUUGACCAAGAUUUUUGUGACAGGGGAUGUGCUUUCAUCCUUAUUGCAAGGAGCUAGUGGCGGCAUUCAGAGUAGUGGGAACCUGGACAGUAUGAAGAACAGCGAACACAUUAUCAUUGUUGGCCUCUUGAUUCAGAUCUUCUUCUUUGGGUUCUUUAUCAUGCUCAAGAGAUACCUGAUCCCAUGCUCCUGCUCUCCGGACAUUCUGUGGCGCAAACAUCUAAACAUACUCUAUGUGACAAGCUUCUUGAUCAUGAUCCGCUCCAUCUUCCGAUUAGCUGAAUACAUCCAAGGAAAUGACGGGUACCUCUUACAUCACGAGAUCUAUUUAUAUAUUUUCGAUGCAUUGUUGAUGUUCAUCACCAUGCAAGAAAUUGGUCAACUUCUGGCUCGUGCCGCUGAUUAUGCAUUGACACGCAUCCCAGACGCGCAAGCGACCAAGGCAUAUGGGGGUACUCUGGCGUGUGAGGAGGUUGUUCUUUCUUCCCUCCCCUUUAUUACUACCGUCGCUGUAUUGUAUAUCUUUUGA
Molecule: messenger RNA, 891 nt
Organism: Aspergillus novofumigatus IBT 16806
Lineage: Eukaryota; Fungi; Ascomycota; Eurotiomycetes; Eurotiales; Aspergillaceae
Product: RTA1 domain-containing protein
Exons: 5
Coding region: 1-891 (296 amino acids)
Cellular component (GO): membrane
Source: RefSeq, a predicted model, not a curated record